AUGCGUGCAAAGUAUCUUCAUCUCGCGGUCGGUUUUGUACUUUUUUUGUUAUUUUAUAUUUUCAUUUGUAAACGAAAACCAAACGGUCCAGGAUCAGGAUGUCUGUCAGAAUCAGACUGGCUUCAGGAAACUUCUUCAGAUAUAGUGGAGAGACACCGUCUUGCCGUUCAAAGAUUAAAACCUGACUUAAAAUGGAUGAAAAAUAAAGUACUGAGCCACACAUUAAGUACAAUUCCUGUUCGAUUCCCAAAUUGUUCCAGUACAGUUUUUCUUCUUGUUUUGGUGGCCAGUUCUCCUAACAAUUUUGAGGAAAGAAAUGCAAUACGUGGUUCUUGGGCCAGUCUCCCUCAAUCUGUUGCAAGGGAUCGUGUAUUUAAAGGUGUUUUAAGAUAUUAUGACACUCGAAAUGCCUUCAAGACCGUGUUCUUGAUGGGUCGAAGCGCGGACAAGAAGACUCAAGCAUUGAUCAAUAGAGAAAUGGAAAUAUACAAUGAUGUUGUGUUUGGGGAAUUUGAGGACAACUAUAAUAAUUUAGUGUAUAAGACACGACUAGGAAUGACAUGGGCAUAUUUACAAUGUUCGUCAUCCUACGUAUUAAAGACAGACGAUGAUGUGUUUAUAAAUACAUGGCAGUUACUACAGUGGGCCGUCCGAUCAGAUGAACUUAAUUUUUAUUCCGGUUGGUGCAACUAUAGAAGUAAAGUAAGUCGAAACAAACUGAGCAAAUGGUAUAUUUCUGCUGAAGAGUACAAUGAGAAUGAAUUUCCUCCGUAUUGUCUGGGUGGUGGGUACAUUAUGUCUGAAGAUAUCCUCUCGUAUUAUUAA
Molecule: messenger RNA, 825 nt
Organism: Xenia sp. Carnegie-2017
Lineage: Eukaryota; Metazoa; Cnidaria; Anthozoa; Malacalcyonacea; Xeniidae
Product: beta-1,3-galactosyltransferase 1-like
Exons: 2
Coding region: 1-825 (274 amino acids)
Cellular component (GO): membrane
Molecular function (GO): hexosyltransferase activity
Source: RefSeq, a predicted model, not a curated record